Molecule: messenger RNA, 6582 nt
Organism: Cygnus atratus (black swan)
Lineage: Eukaryota; Metazoa; Chordata; Aves; Anseriformes; Anatidae
Gene: NOTCH3
Product: notch receptor 3
Biological process (GO): establishment or maintenance of epithelial cell apical/basal polarity; cell differentiation; multicellular organism development
Cellular component (GO): protein-containing complex; plasma membrane
Molecular function (GO): protein binding; signaling receptor activity; calcium ion binding
Source: RefSeq, a predicted model, not a curated record
AUGGGCCGGGCUCCGGGGGGGCUCCCGGGCCUGGUGCUGCUGCUGCUGCACCUCGGGGCGGCCGCAGUGCUGCCAUGCCCGGAGGGGACAAACCCCUGCGAGAACGGGGGGCAAUGCGUGCUGCACCCCAACGGCCGCACCGCCUGCCUGUGCCGGCCGGGGGCGCUGGGGGAGCGGUGCCAGCUGCGGGACCCCUGCGUGCCCUCGCCCUGCGCCCACGGGGGGCUGUGCCAGAGCACCCUGCACGACGGCGCCCUGAGCCACCUCUGCCUCUGCCCCCCCGGCUUCCGCGGCCCCUCCUGCUCGCUGCCGGACCCCUGCACCCCCUUGCCCUGCCUCAACGGGGGCACCUGCCGCCCCCUCGGUGAGGGGGGCUUCGAGUGCAGCUGCCUGCCCGGGUUCACGGGGCAGGGCUGUGACACCAACGUGGACGAUUGCCCCGGGCACAAGUGCCAGAACGGGGGCACCUGCGUGGACGGGGUCAACACCUACAACUGCCAGUGCCCCCCCGAGUGGACAGGCCAGUUCUGCACCGAGGACGUGGACGAGUGCCAGCUGCAGCCCAACGCCUGCCACAACGGGGGCACCUGCUUCAACUCGCCGGGCGCCCACGUCUGCGUCUGCGUCAACGGCUGGACGGGCGAGAGCUGCGCCGACAACAUCGACGACUGCGCCACCGCCGUCUGCUUCCACGGCGCCACCUGCCACGACCGCGUCGCCUCCUUCUACUGCGCCUGCCCCAUGGGCAAGACGGGGCUGCUGUGCCACCUGGACGAUGCCUGCGUCAGCAACCCGUGCCACGAGGACGCCGUCUGCGACACCAACCCCGUCAACGGCCGCGCCAUCUGCACCUGCCCCCCCGGCUUCACCGGCGGCGCCUGCGACCAGGACGUCGACGAGUGCUCCAUCGGCGCCAACCCCUGCGAGCACUUCGGGCGCUGCGUGAACACCCAGGGCUCCUUCGAGUGCCGCUGCGGCCGGGGCUACGCGGGGCCGCGCUGCGAGAGCGACGUCAACGAGUGCCUGUCGGGGCCCUGCCGCAACCAGGCCACCUGCCUGGACCGCAUCGGGCGCUUCACCUGCAUCUGCAUGGCCGGUUUCAGCGGCCCCCUGUGCGAGCUGGAGGUGGACGAGUGCCAGAGCAGCCCCUGCGCCAACGGCGGCCGCUGCACCGACCUGGUCAACGGCUUCGCCUGCUCCUGCCCCCCCGGCUUCUCGGGCCCCACGUGCCAGACGGACAUGGACGAGUGCGCCAGCACCCCCUGCCAGAACGGCGCCAAGUGCAUCGACCGGCCCAACGGCUACGAGUGCCGCUGCACCGAGGGCUUCGAGGGCGCCCUGUGCGAGCGCGACGCGGACGACUGCACGCCGGACCCGUGCCACCACGGCACGUGCGUGGACGGCAUCGCCAGCUUCUCCUGCGCCUGCGCCCCCGGCUUCACCGGGUACCGCUGCGAGCUGCAGCUGGACGAGUGCCACAGCCAGCCCUGCCGCCACGGGGGCAAGUGCAUCGACCGCAUCGCCUCCUACCAGUGCAACUGCCCCCCCGGCACCGCCGGCGUCAACUGCGAGGUGAACCCCGACGAUUGCGCCAGCGACCCCUGCGUCCACGGCGUGUGCCAGGACGGCAUCGGCCGCUACGACUGCGUCUGCCAGCCGGGCUUCACGGGCCCCCGCUGCAACGUGGAGAUCAACGAGUGCGCCUCGAACCCGUGCCACGACGGCGGCACCUGCGUGGACGGCGCCAACGGCUUCACCUGCCUGUGCCCGCCGGGCACCCGCGAUGCCCAGUGCCGCCCGGGCACCCUGCCCUGCCACAGCAGCCCCUGCGUCCACGGCACCUGCCGUGACCACGGGGAUGGGUUCUCGUGCGAGUGUGAGCCGGGCUGGGGGGGCCCCACGUGCGCCCAGCGGGGGGACGCCUGCGCCUCGCGGCCCUGCCGCCACGGGGGCACCUGCACCCCCCUGGGGGGGGGCUACCGCUGCGCCUGCCGCCAGGGCUACCAAGGGCGCGCGUGCGAGGUGGUCCUGGCCCCCUGCGCCCCCGACCCCUGCGACAACGGGGGCACCUGUGCCCCCACCGCCGACUACGGGGGCUUCACCUGCCGCUGCCCCCCCGGCUGGCAAGGGGAGCGGUGCCAGGAGGAUGUGGACGAGUGCGGGGCCAGCCCCUGCCAGCACGGGGGCACCUGCGCCAACCGCCCCGGCACCUUUGGGUGCCUCUGCCCCCCCGGCUACGGGGGGGGUGUCUGUGAGCACGACCUCGAUGACUGCGACCCCGACCCCUGCCUGAACGGGGGCUCGUGCCGCGACGGGGUGGGGGCCUUCACCUGCGCCUGCCCCCCCGGCUUCACGGGGCCACGCUGCGGCACCGAGGUGGACGAGUGCCGGGGGGGGCCCUGCCGCAACGGGGGCACCUGCACCGACUACGUCAACGGCUUCGCCUGCGCCUGCCCCCCCGGCUGGACCGGCCCCCGCUGCCAGCACGACGUCCCCGACUGCACCGACAGCUCCUGCUUCAACGGGGGGACGUGCGUGGACGGCGUCGCCUCCUUCAGCUGCCGCUGCCCCCCCGGCUUCACGGGCGCCCACUGCCAGUACCCAGCCGAUGGGUGCCGGGGGCAGCCCUGCCAGCGGGGGGGCACCUGCGUCGCCGCGGGGGGGUCCUACCGCUGCCUCUGCCCCCCCGGCUACACGGGAGCCCAGUGCCAGACCCUGCAGGACCUGUGCCAGCCCCCCCCGUGCCACAACGGGGGCCGGUGCCAGCAGGAGGGGGGGGCCAUCACCUGCCACUGCCCCCCCGGCUGGGCUGGGACCCACUGCGACGUCCCCAACGUGUCCUGCGCCGUGGUGGCCGCCCGCAGAGGCGUGCCGGUGUCCCACGUGUGCCACGGCCGCGGGCGCUGCGUGCCGGCGGGGGGGGGCCACCGCUGCCUGUGCCAGGGGGGGUUCGGGGGCCCCUACUGCCAGACCCCCCUGGACCCCUGCCAGCACAACCCCUGCCGCCACGGCGCCGCCUGCCGCAGCUUCGUGGGGGGGUACCACUGCGAGUGCCCCCCGGGCUACACGGGCCAGGACUGCGAGCUGGAGGUGGCCGAGUGCCAGUCGCAGCCGUGCCAGCACGGGGGGACCUGCAUCGACCUGCCGGGGGGCUACCUCUGCUCCUGCCCCCCCGGCACGCUGGGCGUCCUGUGCGAGAUCAACGAGGACGACUGCGCGGGGGGGCCGGGCUGCCAGCACAACGGCACCUGCGUGGAUGCCGUGGGGGGGUUCACCUGCGCCUGCCCCCCCGGCUUCGGGGGCGCCCGCUGCGAGGGGGACGUCAACGAGUGCCGCCGCCACCCCUGCCACCCCCGGCACAGCCGCGCCUGCGUCCAGGGGGACAACAGCUACCGCUGCCUCUGCCGGCCCGGCUACACCGGCCACCGCUGCCAGAGCCCGGUGAACGCCUGCGAGUCGCAGCCCUGCCGCCAUGGGGGGGGCUGCCAGCCCACCCCCGACACCCCCCCGGGCUUCACCUGCCGCUGCCCCCCUGGUUUCGGGGGCCCCCAGUGCGAGCGCCGGGCCCCCUCCUGCCGCCACCUCUCCUGCGCCAACGGGGGCCACUGCCAGCCCCCCCCCGCCGGCCCCCGCUGCGUCUGCCCCCCCGGCUUCGGGGGUCCCGAGUGCCAGCAGCGGGUGCCCCCCCCCCAAAAAAACACCACCUGCCCGGCCUCCCCCUGCCUGCACGGCGGCACCUGCGCCCCCUCCCCGCGCCCCCCCUUCGCCCGCUGCCUCUGCCCCCCGGGUUUCGGGGGGGCGUGGUGCCAGGAGGAGACCCCCGCGACGCCCCCCCGGCCUGACGGGUGCCCCCUGGGGGGGGGGUGCGAGGAGCUGGGGGGGGACGGGGUGUGCGACCGGCACUGCAACACGGCUGGCUGCGGCUGGGACGGGGGGGACUGCUCGCUGCGGGUGGGGGACCCCUGGCGCCACUGCGCCCCCCCCCAGUGCCGGGGGCUCUUCGGCAACGGGCGCUGCGACGGGGGCUGCGACACCCCCCAGUGCCUCUACGACAACUUCGACUGCCGCCCGCCCCACCGCGCCUGCAACCCCCUGUACGCCCAGUACUGCUCCGACCACUUCGCCGACGGGCGCUGCGACCAGGGCUGCAACAGCGAGGAGUGCGGCUGGGACGGCCUCGACUGCGCCCGCCGUGUCCCCGAGGCGCUGGCCCGGGGGGUGCUGGUGGUGACGGUGCUGCUGCCCCCCGAGGAGCUGCGGCGAGCCAGCACCGCCUUCCUGCAGCGCCUCAGCGCCAUCCUGCGCACCUCGCUGCGCUUCCGCCUCGACGCCGACGGCAACCUGAUGAUCCGGCCCUAUUACCGGCCCCGCGGGAGGAGGAGGAGGCGCGAGGUGGACCCCCGAGAGGGGGAGACCCCCGAGGGGGAACACGAUGAGGUUAUAGGCUCGGUGGUGACGCUGGAGAUCGACAACCGCCUGUGCUCGCAGGCGUCCGACAAGUGCUUCCCCGACACCCGCAGCGCCGCCGACUACCUGGGCGCCCUCUCCGCCCUCGAGCGCCUCCAUUUCCCCUACCCCAUCAAGGCCGUGCGCGGGGACAAACUCCCCGAGGAGCCGGACCCGGUGCGGCUGCUGCCGCUGGUGGUGGUGGGGGGCCUGAUCCUGCUGGCCAUCGCCGUGCUGGGGGUGCUGGUGGCGCGGCGCAAGCGGGAGCACAGCACCCUCUGGUUCCCCGAGGGCUUCAGCCUGGCCAAGGGCAGCAACAAGGACCGGCGCGAGCCCGUGGGGCAGGACGCCCUGGGCAUGAAGACGAUGGGGAAGGGCGAGAGCCUGGUGGGGGAGCCCUCGGAGGAGUGGCCAGAGGGCACCUGCCCUGAGGCCAAGCGGCUCAAGGUGGAGGAGGGGGGCGCAGAGCCCCAGGACCCCGUGGACUGCCGGCAGUGGACCCAGCACCACCUGGUGGCGGCCGACAUCCGCAUGCCCCCCACCAUGGCGCUGACGCCCCCCCAGGGGGAGUUCGACUCCGACUGCGUGGAUGUCAACGUCCGCGGGCCAGAUGGCUUCACGCCGCUGAUGCUGGCCUCCUUCUGCGGGGGCGGCGUGGAGGCCGAGGUGGCCGAGGAUGAGGAGGGCGAGGACGCCUCGGCCGGCAUCAUCGGCGACCUCAUCUGCCAGGGCGCCAGCCUGGGCGCCCAGACGGAUCGCACGGGCGAGACCGCCCUGCACCUCGCCGCCCGCUACGCCCGCGCCGACGCCGCCAAGCGCCUCCUGGACGCCGGUGCCGACACCAACGCCCAGGACAACACCGGGCGCACGCCGCUGCACGCUGCCGUCACCGCCGACGCGCAGGGCGUCUUCCAGAUCCUGAUCCGGAACCGCUCGACCGACCUGGACGCCCGCAUGGCCGACGGCUCCACCGCGCUCAUCCUGGCGGCGCGGCUGGCGGUGGAGGGUAUGGUGGAGGAGCUCAUCGCCUGCCACGCCGACGUCAACGCCGUCGAUGAGACCGGGAAAUCCGCCCUGCACUGGGCCGCGGCCGUGAACAACAUGGAGGCGACGCUGGCGCUGCUGAAGAACGGGGCCAACAAGGACAUGCAGGACAGCAAGGAGGAGACCCCGCUGUUCCUGGCCGCCCGGGAGGGCAGCUACGAGGCGGCCCGCAUCCUGCUGGAGCACAGCGCCAACCGGGACAUCAGCGACCACCUGGACCGCCUGCCGCGGGACAUCGGCCACCAGCGCCGCCACCACGACAUCGUCCGCCUGCUGGACCACCACGGGGGGGGGCGCAGCCCCCCCGCCACCUCCGUGCCCCCCCCGGCCUUACUGGGUCCCCCCUCCGCCGCCUUCCUGCCCCCCAAAAAGAGCCGGCGGCCCGGGGGGGGCAAAGGGGGCGCCAAGGGGCGCAGCAAGAAGGCCGAGUGCCCCCCCGGGCUGGAGAGCUCGGUCACCCUGUCCCCCGUCGAGUCCUUGGGGUCCCCGUACGGCCCCAACCCCGCGUCCCCCGGGCUUUUCGGGGUGCCCCCCCCCGGGCUGGAGCCGCCGCCGGGGCCCCCCCCUUCCUUCGCCGUCGCCCUGGGGGUCGCGAGGCUGCCGGGGGGAGCCGGGGGUCCCGUCGUCCCCCCCCCGCCCUCCUCGGCCCGUUUGGUGGCCGUCCCCUACGAGUGGCACGGCCGAGGAGCCCCCCACCCCGGGCCGGGAGGGGGGUGCGGGCUGGGGGCCCCCCCGCACCCACCCCUGCCCCCUCCCCCGGGGCAAAGCUUCGCCCCCGCCCUGCUGCUGCCCCACGGCGCCGUGGGGCGCGGACCCCCGCCCCGCUCCCCCCAGGGCGGGGGGGGCGGGGGGGGGGCCCCCCCUUAUUUCCCGGGGGGGGGAGAGGAGUACGGGGGGGCCUUCCUGGGGGUGCCCAGCGAGCACCCCUACCUCACCCCCUCCCCCGAGACCCCCGAGCCCUGGGCCAGCCCCUCGCCCCCCUCCCUCCCCGACUGGUCCGAGGCCACCCCCAGCCCCAACCUGCUGGCCCCCCCCCAGACCCAGCUGCCCCCCCCCCCCGCCCCCGCCCCCCGAGCAGGCCCCCCCCAAGAG